This is a messenger RNA of Cydia strobilella, 1941 nucleotides long. It is a transcript of the gene CycH, whose product is annotated as cyclin-H. Gene Ontology annotation, molecular function: cyclin-dependent protein serine/threonine kinase regulator activity. NCBI's taxonomy places the organism in Eukaryota, Metazoa, Arthropoda, Insecta, Lepidoptera, Tortricidae. The record is from RefSeq and is a predicted model, not a curated record. Gene Ontology annotation, cellular component: transcription factor TFIIK complex; nucleus. Bases 102 to 1079 code for a protein of 325 amino acids. The transcript has a single exon. Gene Ontology annotation, biological process: DNA-templated transcription; regulation of transcription by RNA polymerase II; regulation of cyclin-dependent protein serine/threonine kinase activity.
AAAGUACGAGCAGAGCGUUUCUUCUUUGCUUCUCUUGUUGUCCGUUAAAAUAUAAAUAUUGACUCCUUUCACUAGUUUUAAGAUAAAUAUUUAACAUAAAAAUGUUUUCCACGAGUUCCCAAAGGAAGUUUUGGACGUUCAAUGACGAGAACGAGCUUACACAAUUGCGGGAGAAGCACAAUUUGGAGUUCAUCGCAAAGCACGGCGCCCAUGUAGACGAAUAUCAGCGGUACAACGUGUUCCUGUCGCCCGAUGAAGAAAGACUGCUUCUUAGACAGUACGAGUUGCACCUUAAAGAGUUCUGCAAAAGAUUCAGCCCGCCAAUGCCCAAAGGCGUUGUCGGCACUGCAUUCCAAUACUUCAAACGUUUCUAUUUGUACAAUUCCGCGAUGGACUACCACCCUAAAGAAAUCCUGGCCACUUGCGUGUAUUUAUCGUGCAAAGUUGAAGAAUUCAAUGUUUCUAUUGGACAAUUUGUGGCUAAUAUUAAAGGAGACAGAGAUAAAGCAUCGGACAUUAUCUUAAACAAUGAACUGUUAUUGAUGCAGCAGUUAAACUAUCAUUUAACUAUACAUAAUCCGUUCAGACCAGUGGAAGGCUUCUUGAUUGACAUUAAAACGAGAUGCAGCCUUGCUAAUCCAGAACGCCUUCGCAGCGGUAUUGACGAAUUUUUAGAAAAAGUGUUUUUGACUGACGCUUGCUUAUUAUAUGCGCCAUCUCAGAUAGCAUUAGCAGCAGUGCUCCACGCAGCCUCCAAGGAGCAAGAAAACUUGGACAGCUAUGUUACAGACAUGCUUUUCAGAGAUGCUGGUCCAGAUAAGUUGGCUAUCCUUAUUGAGGCGGUACGUAAAAUAAGGUCUAUGGUAAAAAUGGUGGAGAGUCCAGCACGGGAGCGCGUGCGAGUCAUUGACAAGAAGCUGGACAGGUGUCGGAAUGAGGAGAACAAUCCGGACAGCGAGAUAUACAAGAGACGGAUGCGGGAGGCGCUGGAUGAAGAUGAUUUAGUGUACACGGGACACACAAGAAUGUCCCUAGAUACGAGUGGAGUGACACAAGUCCUUUCGCCCUCCGCUUCUUAGAUUAUAGACUAAUUUUAUUUAGGUAUGCUGUUGUAUAAUACAGAACAGAUAUCUUUAAAGGUCUUAAGAGUCCCUGGCAAGUUCGGUCUCCAUACAAACGUAGUUACGCUCUCAUUUUAGAAUGACUAGCUAGUUUGCUCUGAAACUUUGUACUUACAAUAGGAUAAGGUCUGUAAUUAGUUUAAGUAGCAUCAGAUACCAAAGUAAAACAAUACAGCGAAUUUAAGUUUUUCAUACAAAACUUGUUUUAGCUCUAUUUCGUUUAAUACCUGAGCUAUAUAAACUAAUUACAUACAUAGAUAUACCUCAUGUCAUUGUAUGUGCAGUUUCAUUACAAUCCAACACAUAGUUUUAAUAUGAGAAUGAAAGUCCGUUUGUAUGGGAAGGUGAAAUUCGGCCAGGCUUGCCGGGUAAUCUUAAACAAAAUCUAAGUUAUAAAUGACAAAGCAGGUUUAUUUGUCAGCUGUAUGUUGGCUCUGUAAUAUUCAACAACAUAGAAAUAUGUUCAUUCAUGAUGGUCAGCCUGAUUCUUAAGCAUAAUUGUGACGUUCCAUGGGAAAAGGUGCCUUAUGGCUGUCGGCGCUUACAUCAUGUAGCACCACAUAAGUAUUGGAGUGUCAUUAAUAAAAGCGUGAGUACCAACCGCCAUAACGUACCUUUACCCGUGCAACGACAUAAUUAUUUGUAUUGUCUACAUAUAAACAGGUUAAAGCUGUGGGUUAAAGUGAGGUGAACCUACAUGAAUUACUAUAUUUACUGGAGUUAGAUAUAAAUAGAAUUGACUUAUUCUUUUAUAUUUUAUUUUAAGUAUGUAACAUGACAAAAGAAAAAUGAUUUUAUCAAUUAAACACUUAAAACCAAG